This is a messenger RNA of Leptonychotes weddellii (Weddell seal), 812 nucleotides long. The record is from RefSeq and is a predicted model, not a curated record. Lineage: Eukaryota; Metazoa; Chordata; Mammalia; Carnivora; Phocidae.
CCUGGGAGCUGGCGACCUCUGGGCCAACUGGGCAGCCCAAGAGUGAGGUCACUGCAGGGCCGGCAAGUAGGGAAAGUUCUGGCAGGCACUGAGGAAUGUGGGGGGGCGGGGGCCGGGCUGAAGCCAGAGGCAAGUAGCAGAGCCGGAAGUCCUGGGCUCGCGGAGGGUAGAAGGGGCCGCCCUGAGUCAGGGAGAACAAGCCAAGGCCCAGCGGGCAGCAGGAGGACCUCCUCCCUGCUGAGGGUCCAACCAUGCCCCGGCCUGGGGGACGUGGGAGGAGGCCUGGGAGCCUGGGGCCACCGGUGCAUAGCAUUCGGCCCUUUAAGUCCAGCGAGCAGUACCUGGAAGCCAUGAUGGAGGACCUGGCCGAGUGGCUUCGGGAUCUCUACGGGCUGGACAUCAACGCGGCCAACUUCCUGCAGGUCCUGGAGACAGGCUUGGUGCUGUGUCGGCAUGCCAACACCAUCACUGAGGCCGCCCUGGCCUUCCUGGCUGAGGCACCUGCCCGAGCCCAAAGGAUCCCCCUGCCUCGGGCUGGGGUUUCCUGCAACGAGGCCGCCCAGCCGGGUACCUUCCAGGCCCGGGACAACGUCUCCAACUUCAUCCAGUGGUGUCGAAAGGAGAUGGGCGUCCAAGGUAACCACCCUGCACCCGCCUCCCCAGGCCCUUAUCCUGCCAGAAUCCACCUCCUCUCUAAGGCUUGGGCUGCGCUGGAAGUCAGGAGCCAGGGUCCUCUUUCCUCAUUUCGCUUUGGGCCAGCUCAUCGCUGUUUGUGCCUCAGUUUCCCCCAUCACGUAGUAAAUCUUCAAUAA